Spinacia oleracea (spinach) is the source of this 1423-nucleotide messenger RNA. RefSeq lists its product as uncharacterized. NCBI's taxonomy places the organism in Eukaryota, Viridiplantae, Streptophyta, Magnoliopsida, Caryophyllales, Amaranthaceae. The record is from RefSeq and is a predicted model, not a curated record. The transcript has 2 exons. Bases 497 to 874 code for a protein of 125 amino acids.
AAAAAUGCGGAACAUGGUCGGGAUGAGGGUGUGUCGAAGAAUAAGAGAGAGAGGAUAACGGAAGAGGUGGACGAAGGGAAUAGGCUAGUGCUUCAAAUGCAAGAUGGACAACUCGCUAAAAAGCUCGUUUAUCAAGCAAUUGACCGAACGAGCUAGAUAAAAUAUUUAAAACUCAUUUACUAAACGAGCUGGUUUGACUCCUCUGUGUGACCCACUUUUAUAUAGAAAAAUCACAAAAAUACCUUCUUAGGAAAAUAUAUUACUUAAAUACCCCCGAACGCAAACCUUCUGAUGGGCUCAUACCAGAAUCUCGGGGCCAAACCUUACCUCCGACAGGCCCAGGAUUUCAUACCACUACGAUUGCUCAUAUUUACUAAUAAUGCCCUCUGAUAUUACUAUAAAUAUGACACCUAAUCAUUGCUCAUAUUUACUAAUAAUGCCCUCAGUUAUUUUGUUGAAUUUGGAUUUGUAAGGUUUAUGAAAAUUUGAUGGUGGAAUGCAAAUAUUUCAGGCUCCUCAGGGGAGAAAUGUGGUUCGCGCUACUGGGGCUCGUCGUAUGCGUAGGAGGCCAACGACCAGGGCUAGUACAUCUUCAGCUGCAGCAGCUGUUGAAGGAAGGCUUUUAGGAGUCAUGGACGAUAGAGGAAAGUACAUAUAUAUCUCACUUGAAGAAAUGGAAGUUGUUGAUGAUUAUAUCAAGCGUGAAGGCAGGGUUAGCCCGAGGGUGGCGUGCCCCAUAUCAUAUACGGAGUAUGUUUUUACAAAAACAUAUCACCUCAUUAAACGACAAAAUAGUGAUAAGACAAGCAUUAAAAUAGGCGCCAUUUUUCAAAAACAGAUGUCAUUUUCCAAAAAAUUUGAUUUUGUCCUUUAGCGUUUGUCUUUAGCCUAUUUUGUCGUUUAGCGGGGUGAUAUGUUUUUGUAAAAACAUAUUUGAGAUGGAUAUAUAUUUCCUCGGGUUAGCCCUAUGUGAUAGUUGUGAUUCGCAUAAUGCAUACGUAAAGUUGUUGAUGUAAAAAGAGAGAAAUAGGUUGGGAAGAUGGGUUAAAAAAAAGAGAAAAGAAAAGGGCUUUAGUAAACUCCAAUCUAUUGAAUGUUGAUGUAACAUCAACUUAGAUAUUGCUUCUUCUAAUCAAUAAUUAGGAAAAGCUUCUAGUCUGUGCUUAUUGUAUACUCGUUUUGCAAUUCCAAUACAAUUUCUGCUGUUUGGUUAGUUUUUGGGUACUCAAAGAUUCUGCAUCAAUUUUUUUGGUCUCUUUAAUUAGGAUAAAUAAAGUUUGAAAGCAAGUAAUCUGAACUUAUUAGUGACUAGCCAUUUUACGAACCAAAAUUUAUUUAUCUAGAACUUAUUGGCUCAUAUUUAAACGUAUCAACACUUGUUGGCCCUUAUCUGUUUUGUUUUUUUUCUUGAAACGUAUUGCUU